This is a messenger RNA of Racocetra persica, 258 nucleotides long. The record is from the annotation of a GenBank genome assembly. NCBI's taxonomy places the organism in Eukaryota, Fungi, Glomeromycota, Glomeromycetes, Diversisporales, Gigasporaceae.
AUGGAAACUUUAGAAUGUACUAGAUGUUCAGGUGUAAAGCCUAUUAGCGAAUUCGUAAUGGCUGGUGCAAAAGACACCACUAAACCAUCUAACACAUGUAGUGAUUGUCAUAACCAAGAAGCUAAAUAUUACCAAAAAACUAAAAAAAGACAAUUAGAGACAUUAACACUUCUCGAAGAACAAAAGGCGGCCGAAAAUGUUCAAUGGGCAAGAAACAUAAAAAGAAAUUUUGAUCCUAUUAAUAAAAUAAUCGAAGAG